This is a messenger RNA of Suillus subalutaceus, 557 nucleotides long. RefSeq lists its product as uncharacterized. Lineage: Eukaryota; Fungi; Basidiomycota; Agaricomycetes; Boletales; Suillaceae. The transcript has 2 exons. The coding region runs from base 132 to 479 and encodes 115 amino acids. The record is from RefSeq and is a predicted model, not a curated record.
UGUUGGUCGGCAAGAAGAUCUCGAGUCUCAGCAUCAGAAGCGCAGAUCCGUCUACAUUUGAGUAUCUGAUCGGACUGGGGCCAUGCCUGCCAUGCAACCCGGCGGUUGGCGUUCGGCGAUCUCCAGAUACGAUGACCGUGUAUACUACUAGCAUGUACGCGAGCUCGCUGGGAUCACGACCAAGAUAUCUUGCACAGCGCCUCAUCACUGGCACUCACGAGCCUCGAGCCUGUUCAAACUCACGGCGUCGUGACGAUAUUCGCGUGUUGCUCACUGCCGGCAUUCCGCGAGAAACCUUCGUGAUGAUGAUCCAUUCGCUUGUCAAGCGAGUGGUUCUAUUUUUUUUUACCUCAGCCUUUGCACUUUCCAAGGAACACAAUUCAAAUAUUCACCCACGAACGACAGCUAUUGUAGGUUUAGAUAUUGGAAUCCUGUUUUUUUUUUCAGCGUCAAGAACUUUUCGGCAAGUCUUCGCUUAAAAUCGCUUAGGCGGCUUGAAUUAGAUGCCAUUGUCCAUCCGUUGUCUUCGUGUUCGUGGAAUAGGUUAAAAUACCCGG